Anolis sagrei ordinatus is the source of this 2891-nucleotide messenger RNA. RefSeq lists its product as uncharacterized. The record is from RefSeq and is a predicted model, not a curated record. NCBI's taxonomy places the organism in Eukaryota, Metazoa, Chordata, Lepidosauria, Squamata, Anolidae.
UUGUGUCUUUAUUCCAUGUUGAUAAUAUUUUUAAUUUAGUUUACAGCUGGGCACGUGUGCUUUUUCCUAGAAGAAGCUGUCGUUUUAUUCAGGUGUCCAGCUGGUGGCUUUAUCUAGGUGACAGGACUCGUUGCCUAGGAGACGCGACGCGCGGGAGGAAGGAAAGAAGGAAGGAGCCUUCGAGAGCGCCAUGAGCUUUCCCAGCCAGCGCCCCGUUCCUUUGCCUCGGGCGGCAGCCAAGGUUGGAAAGCCCUUAUCCAAGCAUUCUGCAGGUAGUCAUCUCUUUCGGGAUUCAACAUGUCAAGAUAAUUCAGUGAUUCGAGAAGAUAAACAGGCCAAUGAACUUCAAACUUCUUUUAUGAACAAAAAUGACCAAAAGAAACUGCAGGAAGAAAAUGUAAGACUAAAGUACGAAUUAGAAGAUUUAAGGAGCCGUUAUGAAAAGCUUAUAGAAGAAGGGAAGAGUGAAUGUUUUGAUGAAAGACGUAUUAAUCUUCUAAAGGCUCAAGUACUGCAGCUCGAAAGGCAGGUGGUGUUACUUACAGAAGGAUUAAGUUCUCGAGCUGCUCUUAUAUUGGAGUUAAACACUUCUUUAGAAGCUCUUGGUGACAGGAUUAGCUCUUUUCUUAGCACUGAAGGAACUACCUCUGAAAUAACCAUUCCGUGUUCAGAACUUCGUCAAAUGAUUGAGCAAUGUGAAGUAAUGAGAAUCAAACUUCAAAGAAACCAGCAAGUUUCUGAUCUUUCAAAACUUGCAUUGCCCUGGACAUUGGGAAGAAACCUUACUGUGCAGUCGAUGACCCUUUUGGAUGUUUGCUAUGGCAAAGUAGAAAAUUUAAAUCUUAGAUAUGUGAGUGCCCUUGAAGGAAAACUUAGCAGGCUGUGGAGACACCUGCUUGCCAUAAGGCAAAAUCUGAGUUUCAUGCUUGCCCCAGGACAGAUGUCCUCUGAGACAGCUCAUCAUAUCCUUCCAACUGUUGUUUAUGCUCGACUGAUAAAUCAUGCAGCUCAGUGUCAUCAGUACAUGGAGGAAUGUUGCAGUGACUUGCUCACAUUGUCGCUUCUGGUACCUUCUGCACCUUGGGAAAUCCUGGAUAGUUCCUUGACCCAAGAGUUCACUGUUGAAAACGUGCUUGCAAUCCUUCCAGGCUUCCCCAAGGGUGCCCCCCAGCAACGUGCUAAAAGGGCAGUCGAAGCCCUGGUAAAGGCUCAGAAUUAUUCUCGGCAUAUGGCAAUGCAACAGAUUCUUGCUUUACAAGGUGAACUUAAUUUCUACAGAAAUGUGUAUAAACUUCAAGUUAAGUACAGUGAAGCUCUCUUUGAUGGGAUAAAGCAAGCAUACCACACAUUUCAAGAUAAUGUUGCCAUGGUUCUCUGUUCACCGCUACAAGAUGCUCUUUCUUUUUACACAAAAUUAAAAACGGAAGCUUCAGAGACUGCUUUGAGAGACUUUCUCACUGUUUUUAGAAACAAUGCGGAGCAGAUCAAAUAUGCAGUGGAAACUUUAACACCUCCAGGGAACCAGCAUCGUGAAGGUGACGAGGCUUUGUCAAAGUUUGGAAAAGAGUUCUUCCUGUCCUUGGAACGUUCACUCAAAGUCUGUGGGGAGCAACGGGAUAAAGCAGCCAGUGAAAUGGAAAUCCUACAGACAGAACUGGACCAGGCCUUCGAAACUCUUCAAGAUUUAAGAGAACAAAAGGUGAAGAAAGCAGGAGCCAGCCAGCAUUUUCCAAGACGUGAAGAGGGUAAGAUGGAAGGGACAGAAGCGAUGGGCUUGAAUGUACUUUCCAGAAAAACACCUGAAGUGAAUCCAGCUUCAAAAUAUGUUCCAAACAGACGCAGCCUCUUGCAAAAACAAGCUUCGGUUGUAGAAUCUGUAAACCCACCAUGCAGACAAAAACUAGACAGUUCUGAGGGUGGAAAUAUUCAACAGAAAGGGAAACACCUUCAUCGGAGCAAGAGUAUGAAGGCCACUGAAAGGCUGCCCUGGCAAGAUUAGAAAUUGCUCUCUAUUACAAGGUAUUGCUAUUCUGGCUUGGAAGAGAAUUGAAUUAACAGCAACAUGACCCUCGUUGCCAUCCUUCCUUCUUUCUUCUCAUGACAAAAAAAAAAGCUUAAUUGCAUGUUGCUUUCACACUCAUCCACACAACACACUACCUUUUCUCAGUCUGACACUCCAGAUGUGCUGGAUUAUAACUACUAUCAUUCCUACUUGGCUGAAAUGAUGGGAGUUAUAGUCUGGCACAUCUUGUGGAAGGUGCAAAUUGAGGAAGGCCUCAAAUGGGGAAAAAUGAUUUACGGUAGGAUUUUCACAGACUGCAUUAUCGAGCCACUUUGUUUACAACUAUACACACAAUAUAUCUGAGCAAAGAUACACUUAACAACUACUUCAGAUCUUGUCUUUUAGUGCUGACUGAAAACACAGAAAAAUACCAUAUAGAUAUGUGGGUGUACGUAAAAGAAAGAAAAAAGACAGUGCAGGUAAUGGAACAGACUUUGAACUUGUUUCAUUAUUGUUUUACAGAAACUGUGUUACUUUCCUUGACAUGUUCAGUUGCUUGGAAACCAUUCCUGUAUCAGGCUUUUUAUUCAUAGCAUUCCCCAAACCAGCUAUAGUUCUUCUUAAAUGGUCUCAGCUACCCAAGAAAUACAAUUGUUCUCUCUGGUUUCCUAACCCUACUGAAAGCAAUACUUUGGACUUUAAUUUGUAUUUGUUUAAUAAAGCUGUUUAGAGUGAUAGACUCAGGAUCAGGAGCAACAUCCAAAAAGUUUACCAUUUGCCCAUCUUUUAAAUUUUUUACAAGUGAAUAUGAUACAUUCAAGGGAUGUUCUGUAUUCUUAUAUAUCAUAUACAUAAAGGUGUUUGCUAAUUAAUAAAUGAUUGCAAGAGA